UGUUAAUUAAUACGUGAAGUUGUGAUGGAAAGAGCAGGACACGAUAGGUUGAUGUGCAGAAUCUCGAAGGAUGAUAUCCGUCUGAAAUAUACUCAAAUUAUCUUCGGACAAGUUUUACGAUUGUAAAUAGUCGUUGGAGAACGGGAAUCAUGCUGACACGAGCUUUCGAAAUCCACGGCCGGCUCUGCGCCGGUCAUCCCUUGGAGGUGAUCGUGACGACCUUCACGCUCACGGCAUGCAUCCUGAACAUGGAGACCGGAAACGGACAGCCGCGGGACAACGCGCUGCCCGUGGCCUCGCAUUGUCGGGCCGGUCGAUGUAACUCGGACGACCUAAACGCAGCCGAUAUCAUAGUGAUGACUAUAAUACGAUGUCUUGCAAUACUGUUCACCUAUCACCAGUUCCGCAGUUUACAAAAGUUGGGUUCCAAGUAUAUUUUAGGUAUCGCAGGCCUUUUUACCGUAUUUUCCAGUGUUGUGUUCACGUCCAGCGUAGUGAAUUUCGGACGCAGCGAUAUCGCCGACUUGAAGGACGCGUUGUUCUUCUUCUUGCUCAUCAUCGACCUGUCGAAGGCCGCGAUAUUAGCGCAAUUGGCCCUAAGAUCGAGGAGCCCGGAUGAAGUACGAGCGAACAUUGCCCGCGGCAUGUCCCUUUUGGGACCGACUAUCACGUUAGACACAUUAGUGGAGACUCUGCUUAUUGGCAUAGGAUCGUUGUCCGGCGUCAGACGACUUGAGAUUCUUUGCAGUUUCGCUUGUCUCGGAGUUCUCGUCAAUUAUAUCGUCUUCAUGACCUUCUAUCCUGCCUGCCUGUCGCUUAUCCUUGAGCUUUCUCGAGGCACGCACAGCAUGAAGCCAUUAAGCGCCGACAAGAUCUUCAUGAUGCAUCCGUUAAACGAGGAAGAUCAGAAGCCAAAUCCGGUAGUUGAGCGCGUCAAGUUGAUCAUGAUCGCUGGCCUAUUUGUGGUACAUGCUAACAGCCGCUGGCCUUUCAAGAACGAUGAAAACGACCACACGGUGGAAGGCAAGGUGUCACCCGCGAAUUCUCAUAUUGUAGCGAACACUUAUAAUAAGACGGAGAAUCCGACGGAAGUGAAGCAGUACUUAAUGAACUGGCUGUCAGUCAGCGCCGAUAACAUUGUAAUACUGAUCCUUCUUCUUGCAUUGGCGAUCAAGUUUAUAUUUUUCGAGGAUAAGGAAGACAUCGCCAAGCAGCUACGGUUCAAGGAGGCGGACGAUACGGAGGAAAAGGUUGAGCUCGAGUUCACAGAACAGAUGAACACCGGUGCCAUGGAUAUAUCGUUGCGUGAACGAUUCGAAGGAUCGCAUCCAGCGAUGCGUUCCGCUAUCUUCCCGUUGUCCGGGGUGGGCGGUGGUUGGAUCGAAAUGGAAAAUGAAUCUCAGAUGGAGUUCACCGACAAAGAAGUGCAAACCGACGGUAGGCAAACGAGCAUAGAUGCAUCGAGCAGUGAAAGUUCGUCACUCCGUUCGACAGUUCCUAGAUCAUUAGAGGAAUGCCUUGAAAUAUACAAAUCCGAGCUCGGAGCAAGCGAAUUGACCGACGAAGAAAUUAUUCAGUUAGUCAAGCACAAACAUAUUGCCGCCUAUCAGUUGGAGAAAGCAGUCGGGGAUAUGGAACGUGGUGUCGGAAUAAGACGUCUUAUAAUUGGGGAGGCUGGAAAAUUUAUCGAAGACAUUACUGAUUUACCGUACAAAAGUUACGAUUAUAGCAAAGUAUUAGGAUCGUGUUGCGAGAAUGUUGUGGGAUACGUGCCAGUACCGCUGGGAAUCGCUGGUCCCCUGUUAGUCGACGGUGAAUUCUAUCAUGUACCAAUGGCAACCACCGAGGGAUGCCUGGUAGCAUCCACUAAUCGCGGAAGUAGAGCUUUGUUGAAAUGCGGUGUUACCAGUCGCGUGGUCGCCGACGGGAUGACCCGAGGACCAGUUGUACGAUUUCCGAAUAUCGUUAGAGCCAGCAAGGCAAUGAGCUGGAUGCAGGACGAAGAGCAUUUCCAGGAAAUGAAGGACAGCUUCGAUGUGACUAGCAGAUUCGCGAGAUUGACAAAGAUCGACGUACGCAUAGCUGGUAGACAUUUGUUUAUUCGUUUCGUCGCAACGACCGGUGACGCGAUGGGAAUGAAUAUGCUGUCCAAGGGCACGGAACAAUCGUUGAACACAGUCAAAGAAUAUUUCCCUGAUAUGGAAAUCUUAUCGUUGAGUGGUAAUUUUUGCACCGAUAAAAAACCGGCGGCGGUGAAUUGGAUUCAAGGUAGGGGUAAAAGCGUCGUUUGCGAGGCCGUGAUUCCUGCAGACAUCGUUACCAAUGUCCUAAAGACUUCAGUUCACGCUUUGGUUGACGUGAAUAUAAGUAAAAAUAUGAUCGGAUCGGCUAUAGCUGGCAGCGUAGGUGGUUUCAAUGCUCACGCUGCGAAUAUUGUGACCGCGAUUUUUAUAGCCACGGGUCAGGAUCCUGCACAAAAUGUUGGCAGCAGUAACUGUAUGACUUUGAUGGAACCGUGGGGAGCAGACGGUACGGACUUGUACGUGUCUUGCACAAUGCCUAGCAUAGAGAUAGGCACCAUUGGGGGUGGAACCGGUCUUCCUGCACAAGGGGCGUGUUUAGCUAUGUUAGGCGUUAAAGGGGCUAACGCUAAUCAACCUGGCGAAAAUGCCAGCAGAUUAGCUAGGAUUGUAUGUGCUACAGUACUUGCCGGUGAAUUGUCACUGAUGGCUGCUCUCACGGCCGGUCAAUUAGUCAAAAGUCAUCUUAGGCAUAACAGAUCAACUACCACAGUAGCAAAUGCAAUAACUGUUCCCGAAACCAAUUUGGGAGAUACAUUGACUGUGCCAAAUGUUUUAGAGCCUGUACAAAACGUUUGUAAGGAGUUUAUAGAAAAAUCUUAGCAUUAAUCGUAUGUGAACUGGUUCUGGUUUGAUCUUGCGUACGCAAUGUCGUACAACUGCUUCAACGUAAUAUUUCAAAGAAAUGAUUAAUUCAUGUACGUAAAAGAUAUAUAUCACACCUAAAAAGAAAGAAAUAGGAACAGAACUAUAAGAAAAAUGAAACUGAAAU
This is a messenger RNA of Dufourea novaeangliae, 3072 nucleotides long. RefSeq names its product 3-hydroxy-3-methylglutaryl-coenzyme A reductase (gene Hmgcr). Gene Ontology annotation, cellular component: endoplasmic reticulum membrane; peroxisomal membrane. Gene Ontology annotation, molecular function: protein binding; NADP binding; hydroxymethylglutaryl-CoA reductase (NADPH) activity. Gene Ontology annotation, biological process: sterol biosynthetic process; coenzyme A metabolic process; isoprenoid biosynthetic process. Bases 150 to 2903 code for a protein of 917 amino acids. Lineage: Eukaryota; Metazoa; Arthropoda; Insecta; Hymenoptera; Halictidae. The record is from RefSeq and is a predicted model, not a curated record. The transcript is spliced from 9 exons.